Messenger RNA from Daphnia pulex (common water flea), 3834 nucleotides. RefSeq names its product histone-lysine N-methyltransferase NSD2-like (gene NSD). Gene Ontology annotation, cellular component: chromatin; nucleus. Lineage: Eukaryota; Metazoa; Arthropoda; Branchiopoda; Diplostraca; Daphniidae. Gene Ontology annotation, biological process: regulation of DNA-templated transcription. Gene Ontology annotation, molecular function: protein binding; histone H3K36 methyltransferase activity. The coding region runs from base 257 to 3544 and encodes 1095 amino acids. The transcript is spliced from 12 exons. The record is from RefSeq and is a predicted model, not a curated record.
AACGAACUCUAUACCCCUGCUUCCGGUACGCACGAAGUAGAAGAGACUUCUGCACACCCUCCUUCUGUUCAAUUUCCCGCCUUUUUCACUCUAACACCAGAUAUCAAAUCGAAAUUGUGUUCAGCUGUCAGCAUUUCAGUAUUCUCAUAAUUUAAUGUGUUUUUAGUGUAAUUUUUAAGUGGGGUUUAACAUGUUUUGAUCUUUAAUAGUAUUGACACACUUGAAAGUUAAAAAAUUUGGUGUUAUUUGCUCAAUCAUGAAUGAAAAAGAGGCAAAAAGUCAGAGGCUGAUGUUGAUAUCAAAAUGGAGAAAUUCGUCACGAAGGUCGUUAUCUCGUGAAAGGCCUAAGUCACCAGAUAUUCCUCCAGAUCCUCCAACUAAGAAUGCUCAACGAAAUUCAAAGACCAGAGAAUAUCUCAUUCCAAUUGCAAAUGAAUCAACAGGUUUAAUCGAGAUGCAACCUUUGUUGAUUGUUGAUGAUAACAAGUCUUCUACCAAAAUUAGUGAAGAUAAAGAAAACAAACUAUUAACACAUGACGAUUUGCAGCUAUAUGUGCAAUCAGAUAUCACAAAAGUUGAAUCAGUUCCAAACAACAAUACCACAGUUGAUAAUAAUGUUAAUCAGCUUGAAGCUACUACUGAUCUCAAGGAUAAUAAUAAAGAAAUGUCACCAGUCUUGGAGGUUCAAGACUUGAAUCUCCCAUUUGCCAUUGGAGAUUUAGUCUGGGCCUAUAUUUCUGGAUAUCCCCUUUGGCCUUCGCUUAUUACUCCAGAUCCUGGGGAAUCUAUCUACACAAAAACCAGGAUAACUGGAAAGACAGAAAGCAGGUUAUAUCAUGUUGAAUUCUAUGGGGAUAAUGGGUCACGAAGCUGGCUAUCUGCCAAUGUGUUGUUUCCUUUUAAAGGUGGUGUGGAAGAGUUAUUGAAAGACAAAAAUGGCUUUUUGAAACAUGUUCAGUCCAAAAGCAAAAUCUUCAAGUCCCUUCAACAGGCCAUCAAAAGUGGUAGGAAAAAUUGGCAGUUGGCUGUGGACGAAGCGAAACAGGCUGUGUCUUUAUCAAGGAAUGAACGUUUGGUGUUAUUCAGAAAACUUCUUCAAUCCAAAGAAGAAGAGCAAAUUCAACGAAAAAGAAAAUCUGUAGAUCAAAAUGUGGACAGAAAACCUAAGCGUCGUCGCCAGAGCAAAGAAAGCUCGGAGGACUCCGUUUCCUUAGAAGAUCAGCAAUCAACAGUUUCGAAUGAACAUAUCCAGACGUUGAGUGAUGUCAGUGAGCAAUCGGAAGAUAUUCCUCAAGUGGAAGACAAUAAGCAAACAGAGGUGUCUGUUCCAGAAGAUGUGAGUAAAGAGGUAGCGAAGAAACGUGACAAGGAAAUGCGUACGGAAGUUUGCGAGUGUUGCGGAUCUCGAGAAGGUCAAACCAUGCCAUGCAACAAGUGUCGGUCAGUUUAUCAUCCCGAAUGUAUCAAAGAGAACUCGGAGGAAGCUUCAAAUGCCGAAACCUUUUUAUGCCUAAAUUGCAAUCCGUCUACCAACUCAAAUUGCUGCCUUUGCCGGAAAUCGGAUGGCGAGUUGCUUAUUUGCAAUUUAAAGCUGUGUGGUCGACGUUAUCAUCGCCAUUGUUUGAAACUCUUCCACUCGCCAAGCAUAAAGCAAGAAAAGCCAGCUUCUCAGUUCUCAUGCCCAGCACAUUACUGCCACACUUGCGUUGCAGAUUUAAAUGAACUGAAUCAGGUAGAGAAGAAAUUGUUGCGCUGCAUUCACUGUCCAACUGCCUAUCAUCAAAGUGAAAAAUGUUUGGCGGCUGGCUGUGUUCAACUGUCCACUUUUCAGAUGAAGUGUUUUAAGCAUGUGGAAAAUCGCGAUGUUGUUAAGAAAACCAAGAAGGAGAAAAAGACGAUUAUACCUAAUCAUUACAAUGUAAAUUGGUGCAUCGUUUGUUCCGAAGGUGGAAGUCUUAUAUGCUGCGAACGUUGUCCUUCGUCGCUUCACACUCAUUGUGCCGGAUUGGAAAAAGAGCCAGAUGGAUCGUUUAUCUGCUAUGAAUGCACAUCUGGCAAGACCAUCCUCUACGGAGACAUCGUUUGGAUUAAAAUGAGCAUCUAUAGAUGGUGGCCAGGCAGAGUUUUCCCCUUGGAUGAAAUUCCGCCUAAACAUCAGAAAUAUCAGCCAAAGGCAGGCGAGUUCUUGGUCUAUUUCUACGGCAGCAACAACAGCGCUUAUGUGUAUCGUGGCCAAGUAUUCCUCUAUCAGGACGGAGACCAAGGAUGUAAAGUGAAAAGUAAGAACAAAUUAGGUGAUGACUUCAAACGAGCCUUAGAAGAUGUUACUCCUGCUUUUCAGCUACGUAAACAAGUACUGGUUGAAAGAACAGCCGAGCGUCAAGCGAAGAUUAAUGUAAAACCACCACAUUACAACAAAAUCCGCAGUAACAAACCAGUGGGUAAAGUUCGUAUGCAAGAUUCUAGCCCUUUCUCGUCCGCUAUAUGUGACUGUGAAGUUAUAGAAGGGCAACCAACGUGUGGACCGGAUUCAGAGUGUAUCAACAGAAUAUUGUUGUUUGAAUGUGACCCGAAUGUUUGCGCUGGUCGGAAAUUGUGCCAGAACCAGCGUUUCCAGCAACGUCUUUCGCCUCCUCUCUACCCGUUCAAUACUGGAGGAAAAGGCUGGGGGCUUAAAUCCCAUGCUGACAUAAAGAAAGGCGAUUUCGUCGUAGAGUACGUUGGAGAAAUCAUCGAUAACAACGAAUUCCGGCGCCGUCUCAAAGCCAAACAAGACGCGCAAGAUGAAGCUUAUUAUUUCCUGACGUUGGAUAACAACCGAAUGAUUGACGCUGGACCCAGCGGAAAUUUCGCUCGUUUUAUGAAUCAUUCGUGUCAGCCCAACUGCGAAACACAAAAAUGGACCGUUUUGGGUGAUACCCGAAUCGGACUCUUUGCUGUGGUUGACAUUCCUGCCCAUGCAGAGCUAACCUUCAAUUAUCAGUUAGAAUGCGCUCAAGAUGUCGCGAAUGAGAGCAAUCAAAGGCAGCAGCCUUGUCACUGUGGAGCUCCAAAUUGCGCUGGAUUUAUUGGUGCCAAACCCAAACAAUUGAAGGUGGAAAAGGUUAAAGUAGUAAAAGGCAAAAAGAAAAAACAGCAACGGAAACUGGAAAAGGAAACAGUGUCUGAGGAUUUUUGCUUCCGCUGUACCGAAGGCGGUGAAUUGGUGGUAUGUGAUUUCAAGAAUUGCAGUAAAGUUUAUCAUCUUGAAUGUCUUAAAUUGUCCGCUCCACCAAAAGGUCAAUGGACGUGUCCUUGGCAUCACUGCGAUGUUUGUGGUCGCAAAGCCUCCCAGUUUUGUAGCGUUUGUCCCAACUCUCUCUGUUCGACUCAUGCCCUAGAAGUGGACAUGCAAUCUCACGACCAGCUUGGUUUAAUCUGUAAUGAGCAUUCUCAAGAAGAAACGGAAUUUUUUCUCAAGCGUCGGCUGGAAGAAGAUGCUGCGACUGUGGUGACUACAUCGCCGGAACCUUCUAGUUCCCUCAGUGAGACAAGUAGCUGUUGAUUAAGCUUUAUUUAAUAUGAUAAUGCAUUUAUUUAGAUUUCAUCCAUCGCUCUCUUUUUUAUCGAUGAUGCUAGUAAAUAUGCUGAAUACAUAGUUGCCACUGGGUCUUCAACAGAGAUAUAAUCUAAAUUCUGCCCUUUUGCUGUUUUGACUUCCUGAGCCAUAAAAUUGUUUUUUUUUUCCAUUUUCUUACUCAGUGCUUUGCUAUAUUGACGAUAAUUAUAUCAUCGUAUUUGUGCAUAAAUUUUGAACCGGAUAUUACUAAAUAAAAUACAAAGAAAACAAAGAUA